This is a messenger RNA of Gallus gallus (chicken), 3256 nucleotides long. It is a transcript of the gene ANKRD42, whose product is annotated as ankyrin repeat domain 42. Gene Ontology annotation, molecular function: NF-kappaB binding. The transcript is spliced from 13 exons. The record is from RefSeq and is a predicted model, not a curated record. NCBI's taxonomy places the organism in Eukaryota, Metazoa, Chordata, Aves, Galliformes, Phasianidae. Bases 399 to 2003 code for a protein of 534 amino acids. Gene Ontology annotation, cellular component: nucleus.
GCUGCGGCGUGGGGGAAGGAGUGAAAGAAGAAGAGGAGAGCGCAGCGCCAGCCCUAUUUCGGCCGGUGAGACCGCUCCGCCCGCGGCCUUCUCCCCGCGUCCUCCCGACAGCCGGCCCGGGCUGUGCAGCCCCGCGCUCGUCAGCGGCGCUGCCAGCGGCGCCGUUCCCGCCUCGGCCGUGAGGGGGACGCCCCGCGGGGCGGCUGUGCCCGCGCUCUCCGGCCCUCCUCAGUUGUUUUGCCCGUCUGUUAAUAUGGCUGUUUCGUAUUGGACACGUCUAAAAUACCCCAAACUAAUUGAUAUUUGCAGGACACGUGGGGAAAGAACAGCAACCUGCCUCUUCAAGACUUCUUAGAGCCUGAAAUUUAAUCAGAGUGUUGGUGCAUUUUGGUUCCAGAAUGAUGACUACUCCAGAAGAUGUCAGGAAGAAACAAACUUACACCAGUGUACACGAGGCAGUGAAAGCUGGUGAUGUGGAACAGCUUGCAUUAAUGAUAAAACGUGGAGCCUCUAUCGACGAGGUGGAUUUAGUCCACAAGUUCACACCAUUGCACUGUGCUGCACACUCUGGAAGCUUGGAGUGCCUCCACUGGUUGCUCUGGCAUGGCGCUGAUGUGACACAUGUGACAGUCAGAGGCUGGACAGCAGCUCACCUUGCAGCGAUUCGUGGGCAGGAUGCUUGCAUGCAGGCUUUGUUAAUAAAUGGAGCAAACCUAGAAGCUCGAGAUGACCGUGGGUGCACUCCGUCGCACCUGGCUGCAGCCCACGGGCAGUCGUACACAUUGCAAACCAUACUGCGAAGUGGAGCGGUGAGAGACUUCUACCUGCAGUUCCCUAGUGCAGAGCCAGAGUCUGGUAUCCUUUUCCAUACCAAGCCCUCACUAACUGAGAAUGCAAACGCUGCAGACAGGAAUGACUGGAAGCCUGUUCAUUAUGCUGCUUUUCAUGGUCGCUUGGGCUGUUUGCAGCUUCUUGUUAGAUGGGGAGCAUGCAUAGAUGAUGUGGAUACUGAUGGAAACCUUCCAGCUCAUUUGGCAGCAGUGGAAGGACACCUGCAUUGCUUUAAGUUCCUGGUCAGUAAAAUGGCCAGUGUCAUGCACACACUGAAAGCCAGGAAUGACCAUGGAGAGACUCCAAGGGACUUGGCUGAGAGGUUCUAUAAAGACAAUAUUCUGCAAUAUAUCGACAGUGUGGAAAAAGAGGGGGAGCAUCCAGAGACACAGGAAGUUUUAGCUUUCCCAGCCCAUGAUGCUGCUUUCAGAGGGGACUUGUUAGUACUCAGAAGAUUAGUGAGAUGUGGAGUAAUCAAUAUUAAUGAGCGGGAUGAUAAGGGAUCCACUCUCAUGCACAAAGCUGCAGGACAAGGGCACAUCCAUUGCUUACAGUGGUUGAUUGAAAUGGGAGCUGACUGUGACAUUACAGAUGAUGCUGGAGAGACUCCAAAGGAUGUAGCCAAGAGAUUUGCCCAGCUAGCAGCUGUGGAACUUUUGACCCAAAGAACUGGAGACAGUAACUCUGGUGAUGAAGAACUGGAUGCAAGCAACAUAAAGUUUUUUGAAAGACAUGGUGUGGAAGGCAGUACAGAUAGCAAAGAAGACUUAAUCCUGGAUAAAGUAGAGAAAAUGAACGCGCGCAUAAGGGCCUAUCACAGGAUUCAGGAACUUCAGCAACUUCUGGAAAUUGCCUACAGCAACUACAGACAGCUGGGAGGAAUAACUGAGGAGGAGAGGAAGAUGAAAAAAGAUGAAAAGGAGUUUGAGAAGGCCUUGACGGAGCUGGAGGCGCAGCUGGAAUCCGAGCGAGUCAGGAGGGAAAAGCUGGAGAGCCAGCUGGAUGCCUGCCGCGCCGAGAUCGGCCGCCUCAGGGAGAGCCGGGAGAGAGCCCACAGCCCUGCUGCUCUGCCUCUGGAACCUGAACCCAUCUCCAUUUCCUGCAAAGAGAAAAAGAAAGUGAAGAAGAAUCCACCCCGCAGCCAUGGAGGAGUGUUUGUGAGGCUGCGCUGAGGAAGGAGCCUCAGACACAAGGCUGGCAGGCUGAGGAUGCAGAAUGGCAAUAUCCACAGCGCAAAGCAUUUGUAGAGCCCAAUUCUGCAGAUGAGCUGUGGUUCAUCAAACUGUUUUCCUACUUCUCUGGGACAGAAAAGAUUUCUAAAUCACUGUAGCAGGAAAACAAAACAGAACAAAACAAAGUUUAGCAAGAGCUUUGCAAAUUGGAACAUUCCAAAAUUCAACUGCAGCAAUGUCAUAGGCCCUCGGCUAUGAAAAAGCUAUCCUCACCUACUAGUCUGCUUGGUAUUACUGCCUUGAAACAGACAAAAAAAGAAGAAAGCCCCUUACUUCAGCCAGGACCUACAGGGUAUGGACACAAAGAACAGCAUAUGGGGUAAGUCCUUGUGGAACAGCAGCUAGAUGCCAGGCAAAUGACUUUUCAUCUCCAGCCAGUCUGUGCAGGCCACAGAAUAGCUGUCAUGCAUAAAACUUUCACUGUUUUAAUUCCAAUCAUAAAUUCUUGUAUUAUAAAGCUUAAUUUCCUAGUGCCUGAAUCCUGAUUUGUCCUCUCCUUUGCUACCCAGAGAAGCUUAAUUGCAGUAAGUUUCAAAGUUAGUGAAAAACUCUGUUUUUGUGUGCGUAUGCAAUAGGUGGGGGGCACGUAUAGUAACGGCGUAAGCCUUGUGUCAGACAAAGAGAAAUCCAGAAUCUGGAUCAUAAGGGUGGUGUGGAGCUGCCAUGGAUGAAAUUUGGUCCAUCGCUCUUGGUGCUGUUCUGAUGUAGGAACAGUGCCAAAGAUCGACCUGCAUCUUGCAGAGAACUCCAGAAAUGGUUACAGCGUGUUUGAGGAUGGAUGUGUGACGAUGCAGCAGUCACAUGGGCUAAGGGAUUGCCUCAGGUCCUUGUGCUGGCACCCCACACCUAUUCCACUAACACAUCCACAAUGGAAAAAGCAGCCUCAGCUCACUAACAGCACUGUGCUCAUUAAAAAAGCCACACUUGUACAAUCCAGUCAUCUAUAUUCACAGAUAGCUCAUAUAAUGUAAUAAAUUCAUUUUAUUUUCUUAAAUGUACACAUUAAAUACAUAAUUUCAUGCACAGAAUACAAGAAUUUGCAGGAUGCCAGCAAGUUCAACUAAAAACAGAAAAGAACUGCAACUAAAAACCUGCCAUUAUCCAGGGAACUAUAAACUCUGUAGCCCACAAAGUGCUUACUCUGAAUGAAGUUUAAACCAGGAAGACUUUUUUUUUUUUUUUUUAAUUAAAAG